AUGACCGAAGUCGAAAAGGGUUAUGUGUUUAUAAUUGUACUUUGGAAAUAUCGAUUGAGUUUGGCGAAAUGGAAAAAACGCAAAAAUGUGAAAAUUGUCGUCGUUGCUCCGCCAAGAAUGCUCGUUGAUGAAUCCAAUGUCGAUGUAUACUAUCAAGUUGAGCCGCCAAUUAGGGACCAUGACCAUUGCCUUCUCAUGCACAAAGUUCGGGAGCUCUCAGCCCUAUAUGCUAUUGAAAUCCAGCGGAUUAUUGUAUUCGAAAGAGCUCUUCAGCUGCACAUCGCCAAUAUUCGAAGGGAUAUGGAUGUUGAGGGUUUCCACACCGAUGAGAUUCUCCAAUUUGUGAAUCCUGAUGAAGCUAUUUUAUCCAAAAACGGAUUAUCUUCUUUAAGCCUUCGCCAAUGCUCCUUAUCAGGCACUCCGCAACCAGAUUCGUGGAUAGAAGCCGUAAAAAAUCAAAUUGGCGGAUUUCCAGCUGUCGUGAGACCCGUAAAACAUCAUUGUGCUCAUUCUGUAGGCUUCAUUAAAAACGAAAACGAGUUCAAAAAUUGGUUUCGACGGAAUUCUAGUGUCCAUAGGAAUGAGCUCUAUUUGGUGCAGGAAUACAUGAAGGAUGGCCACGAAUUCAGCGCGAUUUGCUCAAAUUUCUCGGGCCUAAUAGGAUGCAUUUCUUCAAUGCAGACCGAAAAAUCGAUAUUAGAAUCCAUACAAGCCCAGCAGCCUUAUGCAUUAGAAUAUUUUUCGGCCCAUCAGACUCGGGACCAUCUGCCCGGUUUGGAGUCGUUCACUAUGCAGGUAAUCAAAGGAAUGCUGCCAAAAGGAUACCUAGGAUUAAUUUUUAUUCGCGGUUACUACAAGGAUCACAAUGAAAUAUAUUUUCUGGGAUUUAGCCUAGAGCCGGACAGCGAGACGACCAGAAAUCUAAUGGCGUUGCCGCAAACUGCGCCGUGGGAGAUUCUAACAUUGUGUACUCAGUUAGAGACGCAGGGUGAAGAAGUUCAACAUUGCACUGACUACCACUGCGUCAUCAAUUUUCCGUCAGCUGAAGGCGUUUUGAUACAUCAGGCAUCAAUUGUGAAAACGAAGAGCGAGACACGGGUGGCCUGGCGAAGUGCUGAAAGCGCAGAGAUGAAGGAUAGUGAUCAUCUCGACGACAACGUCCUUCAAGUUUUCCUCUGGAAUCGCAAUAGAGUGCAAUUGCUAGAAGACAUUGAGAAAGUGAUACGGACCACCGACAUCACCAUGGAUCGAAAUGCAUUGAAUGAACGGCACACAUUGUGUAGGAAGAAUAUCGCGAGGAUGUCGAUGAAAGAGCUCGUGAGGAGCUGCACCACGGCGGAUUAA
This is a messenger RNA of Caenorhabditis bovis, 1344 nucleotides long. The record is from the annotation of a GenBank genome assembly. NCBI's taxonomy places the organism in Eukaryota, Metazoa, Nematoda, Chromadorea, Rhabditida, Rhabditidae.